Colletotrichum higginsianum IMI 349063 is the source of this 1326-nucleotide messenger RNA. Its product is annotated as Indoleamine 2,3-dioxygenase. Gene Ontology annotation, biological process: 'de novo' NAD+ biosynthetic process from L-tryptophan. The transcript is spliced from 3 exons. The record is from RefSeq and is a predicted model, not a curated record. NCBI's taxonomy places the organism in Eukaryota, Fungi, Ascomycota, Sordariomycetes, Glomerellales, Glomerellaceae. Gene Ontology annotation, molecular function: metal ion binding; heme binding; indoleamine 2,3-dioxygenase activity. Gene Ontology annotation, cellular component: cytoplasm. Bases 1 to 1326 code for a protein of 441 amino acids.
AUGUCGCCCCACGCUCUACCUAUAUCCGCCGAACCGGCACAGCCCGAUGUCUUUCCAUUGAGGAAAUAUGCCAUCACCCCAAACGGUUUCCUUCCUGCCGACGCACCCCUCAAGCAACUUCCCGAUCCAUACUUCGCACCAUGGGAAAAGAUUAUCCAACAUCUUCCAGAGCUUCUCAAAGCUGGAAGAUUGCGGAGGGACGUGGAUGCUCUUCCUGUACUGUCGGCGGAGAAGCUACAGAAUGAAGCAGAAUGGCGACGGGCGUAUGUCAUCCUGGUUUUUCUAAUGCAUGCCUAUGUUUGGGGAGGAGAAAAGGCCGAAGAGGUCUUGCCGCCAGCCAUAUCAGUACCCCUUCUCCGCGUUUCGCAACACCUCGAAGUUCCCCCCGUUGCAACUUACGCUGGCCUGAACCUUUGGAACUUCUUGUCAACCACCGAUGAUUUCACCGACUUGGAAUCGUUAGAGUCCCUUCACACCUUCACUGGGACCAAAGAUGAGGCUUGGUUCUACCUUGUUUCGGUAGCCAUGGAGGCACAGGGUGCUCGCAUCAUCACCGAUAUGCUCAACGCGCUAGAAUCCAUCAAGAGCAGAGACUACGGUACUAUCACACGCGCACUUGACGAUUUGUCAGCCAACAUCCGAAAGAUUGGGGCGCUUCUGGAGCGUAUGUACGAACAUUGCGACCCUAUGGUUUUCUUCUAUGAGAUCCGUCCGUUUCUAGCGGGCAGCAAGAAUAUGGCUGCCGCUGGCCUCCCCAACGGAAUUUUCUAUGACGAGGGUAACGGUCGCGGCAGCUGGCAGCAACUUCGUGGGGGCAGUAACGGCCAAAGUUCGCUCAUCCAGUUCCUCGACAUUGUGUUGGGUGUCGAGCACACAUCGGAAGGAAACAGCAAUCCGCACGCCAGCAAAAGUGCGCCUAGUCCGGCAAAAGCGCCAGCCUUUCACGAAGAAGUCCGCAGCUACAUGCCAGGUCCGCACAAGCGCUUCCUCGAGCAUGUUUCUCGCAUGGGUAGCAUUCGCGAGUUUGCCAGAUUGCCGAGCUCUACAGUGGAGCAAGACAGGUUUCGGGAGGCAUAUCAAGUUGCGACCAAGAGCAUGACAGAGUUCAGGAACAAACACUUGCAGAUUGUCACCCGCUACAUCGUUCUUCCAUCAAAGAGGUCAUAUGGCGGCGCCAAGGUUGACUUGGCGAGCACGUCUGCUGUCAAGGAUGAGCAGCUCACUGGCACGGGAGGCACAGCAUUGAUGCCGUUCUUGAAGCAGACCAGGGAUGAGACCUUGCAGGCAGAGCCCGUCGAUGUCAUGUCAUUGACAUGGCAAGUUUAG